ACGCAUUCCACCACACACCCAAUCCUCUCACCCUUUUUCGUUUUUUCCCUUUACCUUUUUUUUUUUACCCUUUCGUGAUUACUUCUCAUUCUUUUUUCUUUUUCUUUCCUUUUUGUCCAUAGACCGAUUCUGUGCCUCCCCCAACCUCCUGGUCCUCGCCUUUUGGGGGGUAGUAGUGUUCAAGGCUCAUUCCUUUUCGUCUUUCACUUGCCUCGAUUCGUCUGCUCUCUUUCCUUGUUUAACCUGGUCUAUAGAAAUAGACUGACCCUUCCUCUGUCGGGUCCUCGACGCGAAUCCCUUCUCGUCCUCCUCCUAACCGCUUCAAUUGAAGAGUGUUGUCACGUCUAGGUUUGUUCACGGUACCGUUAGGACGUGUUGGUGCUGUUGAAUAGACACACUUGCCAUAAUGGAGUCUUCUCCCCCAAGGAGCAGUUUCACUGCGUCCGUGGCAGGUGUGAAGCGUCCAGCGUCUCUGUUGCCCGCGUUUGAGCCAUUGAGCUCGUCGCCCUCUCUGCCUCGCCCCCAGAAGCGUGUAGCACGCGAGGACCAUGGCCUCGCCUCGAUGUACCCUACGCCGGUUCCGACCUCGUCCACCCAUAUUAUGUCCUCCUCUCCGCCUCGCAUGGCCCUGUCUCGAAACGCGUCACGACGAGCCGUCGUCUCAUCCAACUCGGAACGGUCUCCGCUGUCCGCUGUGCCAACAUUGAUGCUCUCGGAGAAUGGUGACCCCCUCCUGAUGGGUAGAUCGAGUGUCUCGUGCCAGCAUCAACUAGCCGCCAACCGUAUGAUUUCUCGGAUCCACGUCAAGGCCACGUAUAAACCGGCCCCGAACCCCUUCGACCGGGAUAGGGUAGAGAUACUGUGCAUGGGAUGGAAUGGGAUCAAGCUGCAUUGCCAGGGGAAAACCUAUGAUUUGGCCAAAGGAAAGACGUUCACGUCGGAUAUCAAAGAUGCCGAUAUCAUGAUUGAUGUUCAUGAUGCGCGGGUGUUGGUCCAAUGGCCUCGCGGGGAUAAGAAGGAUUAUGUCUCGACGGAGGAGGAAAGCACCCCGACACGCCACGGGCAAUCUCGUCGGAGUCUCCAGGAUAGUCCCGCUGUUGAGCGUCCGCGUUUGGCUUCUCCUGUGUCUCCGUCCCCCGCGUCCAAGUCCCUUGUCCCUCCCUCUUCGCCUCUGUUCACCCCAACCCGUUCUCGCAAUUCGGUGGUCGUGUACGAGGACGAGGCGUCCCCACUCCGUCGCAACACCUCUCGGAAUGUGCUGCCGUCUGAGGAUUUCCAGGACCCUGCCUCCGACGAAGCGGAUCUCUUGCAGAGUUCGCAGUCCAGUGACCUGAGUGAGCUGAGUAAGAAUGACGACUUCUCUGACCAUGACGAGGAGAACGACCCCAUUGUUCAUUCGUUUGGGCCGUUUGGAGAGAACCUCUUGCCACGCCUGGCAUCGUUUACUGCGGAAGACUCUCCGCUCCAGCCUACCCGUCCGCGCAACCAGCUUGCCGCCCAGCACGACCCGUCCACCAAGUCCCCGAAGCAGCCGUCGAAGCCAACUGAGGAGAUCCACCAGGCGCCUGCCAAGCUCGAUCUCUCUGACGAAAGCGUGGGACGAGUGCAGAACCACGCCGUCAACCAACUGGCCUUCUCCCGUCUCUCGUCGACUCCCUUCUCGACUAUUCUCAACAACCUUCCUCCUAGCUUUUGGAGGAAGGAAGGUGGCUCCAAGGAUGUGCCCACUAGGGACCAGGUUCUCGCCAUCAUCGAUACCACCAAGAGUAUUGGGAAGGUUGCCCGUGAAGGCAAGGAUGCUGCCGGGAAGCCUCUCGAAAGCGAGUACUACUACGUCGCUGAUUUCGACGACGACGAGAUGCGGCGCGAAGCUGUUGUGAAUGACCUUCGGAAGCCCGGACUCCGCAAUUGUAGAAAGCAGCAUAAGCAAUACUUCUGGCGUAAGCCGAAAUAGAUCUCGACCAGAUAUUGCGCAAGACAGAUGAUAGUACUUGUCUACCCACCUUCUGGUCGUGACGAUCGAACCAAAGGUGGUUACCGUUCUUAGUACAUAGUUGUGUUGCUUUUUUUUCUUGCUGUUUGUGACUUUCAUUGAUUAUUCGCAUAGCGUGGCGUGGGCAUACCCUGUUUUAUUUCAUGUUGCAGUAUGAAGGUGUAUGAUGAAUGGUGGUCCAGUUCGUGAUGAUUAUUUCAUCGACUUGUUACUAGGUUGGUCUAACUGUUUUGUUUGCCACCCAUGUGUGAUGUCUGCGGUGUUUCCCCAGGGUGUUUGCCUGGGCGAGUGUGUGUGUACCUCUUGUUGUCUCGCAUUUUGCCUCCAAUGGCCUGACCUCCAAGGGUCUUCUCCCUCGUGGCGGGCAUCGAUACUAUCCCCAUGUUUAUAUCGUUGUAUUUUCCCCCUUUGUGUUUGCCCAGUGGAUUUCUGGUAUCUGUAUUCCUCCAAUUUUGGAACGAUCGUGGGUUGUAUGUUAU
Messenger RNA from Aspergillus candidus, 2472 nucleotides. It is a transcript of the gene fhdA, whose product is annotated as putative transcription factor Tos4. The record is from RefSeq and is a predicted model, not a curated record. The transcript is spliced from 2 exons. NCBI's taxonomy places the organism in Eukaryota, Fungi, Ascomycota, Eurotiomycetes, Eurotiales, Aspergillaceae. Bases 407 to 1954 code for a protein of 515 amino acids. Gene Ontology annotation, molecular function: protein binding.